This is a messenger RNA of Lodderomyces beijingensis, 2163 nucleotides long. The record is from the annotation of a GenBank genome assembly. NCBI's taxonomy places the organism in Eukaryota, Fungi, Ascomycota, Pichiomycetes, Serinales, Debaryomycetaceae.
AUGCCAUCCACAAGCACAAUUAAAGAAUCUUAUACCGAUGUGUUGAUAAUUGGCGCAGGUCCAUCUGGUUAUAUGGCCGCCCUUUGGCUCGCAAGAUGUGGUAUCCCCACCAGAAUCAUUGACAAGAGAAGCAACGAGAUCUUCACUGGUCAAGCCGAUGGUUUGCAAAGUAGAUCUUUGGAAAUCUUCAAGUCCUUCUCCGAGGACUGCUUCGAUUGGGCCACCAUGGACCAAGCUUGGAAAGUUGCUAACCAAAUGGAGGAGAUUUGUUUCUGGUCCCCAGAUGAAGAAGGUGAAUUGGCCAGAAAGUCAAGAAUCCCAGACUCUAUCCCAAACAUUUCCAGAUUCACUGAAUCGGUUAUCCACCAAGGUAAGAUUGAGAAAUGGUUCACUGAGUCGAUCAAGAACUUUUCGGGAGGCUCCAUUGAAGUCGAAAGACCAUUAUUGCCAGUUUCCAUCAAGAUUGAUGAAAACGCCAAGGACCAACAAGAUUACGCCGUUGAAGUCUUGGUUAGGAAGUUAGACGACGACUUGGCCAGACCAGAACAAUACGGUGGUAUUGCCAAUGGUUUGUACAGAGCUUUCGACGGUGACCAGGACAAGUUCUACAACCAAAACAUUGACGAUGCCGACAAGAAAGAUUUCGAGUUGAUACACGCUAAAUACGUCUUGGGUGCUGACGGUGCUCACUCUUGGGUUAGAAAGCAAUUGGGAAUUGACAUGGAAGGUGAACAAACCGAUUUCGUUUGGGGUGUUGUUGAUAUCGUUCCAAUCACCGACUUCCCCGAUGUCAGAUCCAGAUGUGCCAUCCACUCCAAGGACUCUGGUUCCGUUAUGAUCAUUCCAAGAGAAAACGAUAUGGUUAGAUUGUACAUUCAAUUGAAAGAAGUCGACAGAGACGUAGAAACCGCUGGUGAUGCCAGAGAGUUCAUGGGCAACUGCGAUGAUCCAAAGGCUAAAACCAAGGGAAGAAUCGACAGAUCCAAGAUUACCCCUGAGUCCAUCAUUAACCAAGCUAGAGAAUCCAUGAAGCCAUACAAGUUGGACUACACCAACUUGACCUGGUACACUGCUUACCAAAUCGGUCAAAGAGUCUCACCAAACUUCCACAGACACUCGCGUGUCUUUAUCGCUGGUGACGCUUGCCACACCCACUCGCCAAAAGCAGGUCAAGGUAUGAACGUCUCGAUGCAAGACACCUACAACUUGGGUUUCAAAUUGGCCUUGGUCUGUAAAGGUUUGGCUAAGCAAGAUAUCUUGCAAACUUAUGAAUCCGAGAGAAUCAAAGUUGCUCGUGACUUGAUUGCCUUCGACCACAAGUUCUCGAGAUUGUUCAGUGGUAAGCCGAUGAUUCCCAACGCUGCCAUGUUGGAAGGUGAAGCCACAGGUUCCAACAUGGACGAGUUCCACUCGGUCUUCUUGCACGGUUCAAGAUUUGCUUCCGGUACCAUCUCCGACUACGACAACUCUUCAUUGAUCAACAAGGUUGGCGGUGCAACUCGUGAAGGUCAUGAAGAAGACGGUGUGUUUAGCCCAUUGGCCUCCAAGGUGCCACUCGGUAGAAGAUUGUUCAGUGACUGGGCCUUGGGUCAAAUUGACCACAGACCAUGGCACUUUGCUGACCGUUUGCCAUCAGAUGGUAGAUUCAGAGUUGUGAUCUUCCCAGGUGACGUUAAACAAUACCCAGAAAACAUGGAGAAGUUGCACUCUUUCAACGAACCACUCAUGGCUCCAGAAUCGUUCCUCAACAGAUACACCCCAAGAAACGCCUUCUUCAACUCGGUCAUUGAAUGUUUGGUUGUCCACGCCUCUUUGAGAAACGACGUUGAGUUCUACGGUUUCCCCGAGUUUGCCAGAAGAAAAGAUUACAGAGGAAGAGUCGACUACUGGUCCAUCUUUGCUGGUGUCGGAAAGACCCACAACACCUCCACCAAAGUUGACAUUUACUCAACUUACGGAAUCGACAAAAAGGCCGGUGCCAUCAUGGUUGUUAGACCCGAUGGCCACGUUGCUCAAGUCUCUGAGUACACCGGUGAAGGUUUGAAACAAGUGUGCGACUACUUCUCUGGUUUCAUGAUUGACCAAAGAGAAAUCGCCGUUCCUGAAAAGGAUGUCACCAGUUACGACUCGGACAGAUUCGAAAAACCAAGAUUAGCUGUUUAG